UACCCGAUUCUAGCCAUUUUAGCUUAUGGUCUUAUGGAUAUGGAUGGCGCAGAGAAUUUUGCAAACCAAUUCUAAAGCACGUAUAUGAUAUCAUGCGUCAUCGAGUUACACACACAUGUAACUUUGAAUUAAACAGACUGACUGCAUACACACGACGUUCAUCCGUGGGGUACGGUCAUCGGUGCGGUGUUGCGCGGUUUUGUGCAGUGUGUGGGAAGAGAUUUCGUCUCUGCGGUUUCUCGCUAUCUCGCGGUAUUGAUGAUUUCCAUUUUAGGAAAUCGUACCCGCUUCUAGUAUGUUAACCAAGAAACCAAAUCGGGGUUUUGGUACCAUUGCAAAAGUCGCUUUUCUCGUUGAAUUAUCGGGGUUUUGUGGGGCUUAUGCACUCUGGCAUCGCAUGAACGUAUCACAGGAUUUCAGGUAUUAUAUUAACAAUAAAUAUCCAAAAGUUCUUAACUGGUAUUAUACUCUCGGUGAACAACUGGACCCAUCUCUGAAUGUGAGAACCCUAGAUAAAGUAACCUGGCAAUCUACAAAAAAGCUCGAUGCAUAGGACUUGAUGGCGUUCGUCAAGUCCUUUGUCCUAUUGAUUUCUGGUGGAAGUUUAGGAUACCUACUUGUGAAUCUUAUUAAUCUCAGCCAGUCCGAUGUAGUUAAGUUUUUCUACGAAAGUCAAGCAUCUCUCGAAUUCGAAGACAAGCGUCAAGGAAAGCAUAUUAUUGAAGUCAGCUGUCCUAUGCACGAAGAUAGUCAAUUAGACAAAGGCCAAAACACUAAAGGUGACAAAUCAAAAUAACAUUCAAUACAAAUCAUGGAUCCUCCUGUGGUGGUAGAGGGAAGCUUGCCCGAUCGAAUUAACAAGAGAGAUCGGGAGCGUAAGAAUGUAAUUGAAAAGAGGCGUGAGGAAAGGCAGCAACUAGCUGUGGAGUCAGAGCAAUCCAGCUACUUUAAGGAAACCUUUUAUUCUUCAUGUUCUAAAGUCAAAGACAUGCUUAAUACUGUAUCUAGUGCUCCUAUUUCCACUCUGCCAAGUAUUUUUGACAAGGUUAAUAAGGAAAUCCUAACUUUGAAGAAUUACCUGCAUCAGUCCAAGAUGUUCCUCAAGGUAUACGACAUUCGAAAGGCUCAGGAAAAUCUGCAAAUGCUCGAAAGCGACGCCUUGGAAUUGGAGACGAAGCUUCUCCCUAAGAAGAAAUUUGGAUUUAAGAACCGAAGGGUCGUGAAGAAACCGUCUGAUAAUACGCACGAUGUUACGGAUGGUUUGAAGGAUCUCAAGAUAUCGGAGGGUAUAGUGAACGGUUCGGGGAAUCAGAACAAGAAGUUGUCCAGCAAACACGGAGACAGUGCUUGCAUGUUGCUGGGGAAAGUGGAUGAGCGUUUAGUUCUCGAUGCCGAGAACGUCAACAAAAACGACGUCCUCCUCUCAGAUCUGACGCGCUGCACAGUGCGAAUAUAUGGUGCCCCCAGUACUCUCCACAUGGUCAACCUAAAACAAUGUACAAUCCUAGUCGGACCCAUCUCGUCGUCCGUUUUCGCCCACGAUUGCAGUGACUGCACUUUCGCUUUCGCAUGUCAACAACUCAGACUCCACUCGUCGAGUAAUUGCACAAUAUACCUGCACGUAACGAGCAGAGCUAUUAUAGAAGACUGUACCAAAAUCCGCGUAGCACCCUAUAACUGGUCUUAUGAAGAUCAACUAAGCCAUUUCAAUCUCGCGGGACUCGAUCCCAAGAUUAACAACUGGAAUUGCGUUGAUGACUUUAAUUGGCUCUCGAGCGAGAAGAGCUCGCCCAAUUGGUCUGUUCUCGAACCCGAGUCUCGGCUAAAAAGCUGGGACUGACGAAAAUAAAAGGCUGUAAAGAUCGUUUAUCAAAUCGCUUGUUUAACUACCCUAGAGCUGUGAAUGUGAAAAAUUGGAAUGCAUAAUUUUUUCUACUGGAUAUUUACUUAUGUUUGAGGCUGUUUAUCAAUUUAGUAAAUUAUUUCUAGGUAUUUUCCAAUGUUUUAAUGCAUCACUCAAUCACGUAACACUAGUCUAAUAAUGUUAGACUGAAACGUCUCUUUUUCAUUCCAAGAACUCGUGAGAAAAUUCAGUCUCUCGAGUACAGAAUUUGUAACGGGCUUUUAAAAAUUAGUGUACGGUAUUCUAAAAUUUGUGUUUUAUCACUAAACAAAAAUAGUCGAUACAUUAAUUUAAAUCACAAUAAAAUGUUAAUAAUUUUCUAAGUUUAUAUCAAGCAAUCUUUAGCUAAUUUUGUAGUUUCUUACGAACAAAAGAAUCGCGAUUUUCUGAACAGAGUUCUACAAAUUUAAAUGCACAUAUUCCAGUAUUAAUAUGAAUUUAAUUAAAUCCUAAUUCAUUAAUACACUUUUUCUAAGUAAAAACGUUUCGAUAAUCAAACAACACUACAAUAAUCGAAAAUAUAAAAUUUUAAUAAAAAUAGAAUAAAGAUUGUAGUCUUUUAAGAGCAUAUUUCAGCACAUUAAAAAAAAACAUUCCGUCUUAUAUAAGCCGCAUAUUUUCUACUCCGCAAAGCUGCUUUGAGAGAAAUGUUUGAAUGUGUAAAAUUCAAGAAAUUUUUCACAUUUUCAACUCUACUGAUUUUUAUUUAUGAUGCAAAUAUUGACGAACUGGUCUUAAAAAUUGCUUGUACAUAUAUCUUCGUUCACAGGUCGAACGAAAGUUUGUCGUACUUUCAUACAGAUUUCCUGAACGCAACUAGACGAUUGAAAGUGGAGUAUAAAAUCAAUGCUUGAUAUGGUAGUGUUGAAUACAAAUGAAAUUGAUCAACUUUUAUAGAUUGUGAGUCGAUCUGUGUUUUGUAUUGAAUUUCGAGAAAGAGAAUGAGAAAUUAGUUGUUGGCUGUUUGCGUUGAUACUAUUACUCUUUUUAAAGAAACAUAUAAUUUAUGAGUGUAACAAAUUAUUCUGUGAAAGGCGCUCAGCACGGUUUUCUGAUGGAAAUAAACUGUAAUAUAUUAAUAA
Molecule: messenger RNA, 2985 nt
Organism: Belonocnema kinseyi
Lineage: Eukaryota; Metazoa; Arthropoda; Insecta; Hymenoptera; Cynipidae
Gene: TBCC
Product: tubulin-specific chaperone C
Exons: 4
Coding region: 812-1840 (342 amino acids)
Biological process (GO): post-chaperonin tubulin folding pathway; tubulin complex assembly
Cellular component (GO): cytoplasm
Molecular function (GO): tubulin binding
Source: RefSeq, a predicted model, not a curated record